This is a messenger RNA of Marasmius oreades (fairy-ring Marasmius), 2789 nucleotides long. RefSeq lists its product as uncharacterized. The coding region runs from base 1100 to 2785 and encodes 561 amino acids. The record is from RefSeq and is a predicted model, not a curated record. Lineage: Eukaryota; Fungi; Basidiomycota; Agaricomycetes; Agaricales; Marasmiaceae. Gene Ontology annotation, molecular function: transmembrane transporter activity. The transcript is spliced from 11 exons. Gene Ontology annotation, biological process: transmembrane transport.
GUUUCUUUCGUUCUGUCAAAAGACUGGCUAGGAACAAACGCGAAAAUAGAACGAUAUAGGUUCUGAUGGAGAAUCGUAUGUCCAAUAAUCCUCAGUUUCGCUUACUGAUCAUGCCUGUCUUCAGAACGAGUCAGAUCACUAUGAAAAUCCUUCACGACCUCUAGAAAAGAACGAGAACAUUGGAUGACAGAACCGCAGUCUUUAGAUCGCCAUUAUUUGCCCAGGGGGGUCGUCAUGCUGGUUGCCACGAGCUGCGUAUCUGUUAAAUCCUCGACAGGCUCCACAGACCUUCAUUGAAGUUCAUUCACCUUCGGAUCUCGAGCGUAGAUGGAUUGUAGAAAAAGACGUCUCACCUCGGUCAGCGGUCGAGGAGAGGCAAGAAAGAUGAAGAUGGUUGUGGAGAUGACGGUCCAGAGGGAAGUAAUAUCCCACUUCAAUCUCGCCUACGAUGGCUAAAGAAUCUCCGAUGGAGCAUGUGAAAGGUUCAUUUUGCAUCAUAAAGAUCAUCAUGGAAUCUCAGAUCAUCUUCGAGCGGGAGGGCUUGCACAUCAGGGAAGAUCAGGGAAGAUGAUUUGGGCAGGUGGCUGUGGGGAUUUGGUGGGAAAUGCGGGCCUGAUGACCGUCGAAGCCAACAGCUUUUCGGUUUUUCUCCCAUGCCGAAAUAAUGGUUCAGUUUCAUGGCUUCCGUGAUUUUCCCAUGCAUGGCCACUUCUGCGGCCUUGCCGAAAGCCGAUCAUUCAAUCGCAAUGGUUCCGAACCGCCGUUUGGACAAGAUUGCGAGCAAGCCGAGUGGAGCCGAGCUUCUGAGAUUCUGCGACUGCCGGCGACCUACUAUUUCCAUCCAGUUGAGGCGAAUGCAGGAGAGUCUAUAAACUUUAGAGUUCUAUAGUUGCUGAUUUGAAUCAGACCCGCGGCAGGCUCAUUUGAUUCAGCUGCGAACGAGGCGAUGAGACUGGUAGUCCUCUUUUCUAUGGCUUCUGUUAUCCGAUUUACGCAGCUUAGUUGAACCUUUGAUUGUCAAUAGUCAGCCUUAAAAGUCAGGGGUUCUGGCCCUUUUAUCAUAACGGCUUCCAGAGACCCGCCAGCUUUGUGCCUAAUAAUGACCUCAACCAUCGACACUGAAUCCCAGCCAAGCUUCAAGCGUGUUUAUUCAGACUUGGACGAGCCUGCUGCCAAUGCUCCGCCUCUUGGUGGGCAGUAUGCACUAUCCCAGAUUUUACCCAUAAUCGGCGCGCUUUGUCUGGCGCUUUUUCUCAGUGCGUUUGAAUUGAGUGCAGUUUCAACUGCUUUACCGACCAUCGUUGAUUCCAUUCCGGGAUAUCGUGCUCAAGACUUCAUAUGGCUGGGUUCCGCUUACUCUCUUGCUGCGACAGCCUUCCUUCCGCUCAGUGGGGCCCUCGCACAGGUCUUUGGAAGGCGUCCCGUCGUCCUCGGGUCUCUUGCUCUUUUUACUCUCGGAAGUGCACUAUGCGGAGCGGCAAAGGUUGAGGCGCACAUUCUUGCAGGAAGAGCUAUUCAAGGUGUCGGAGGAGGAGGUAUACACUCCAUGUCCUACAUCGUUCUCGCCGAUCUCGUCCCAUUGCAGAAACAAGGCAAAUAUAACGCGUUUAUUGGACUGACUUGGAGUUUUGCGUCGGUUCUGGGACCAGUAUUGGGUGGCCUCUUAGCUCAGAGAGGAGCGUGGAGGUGGUUGUUCUAUCUCAAUAUUCCAGCAUGCGCCAUUGUCGCUCCUCUGGCCAUUCGAUACCUCAACCUGAAAACUCCCAAGGAGUCGCUGCUUUCCAAUUUGAGACGGCUCGAUUUCGUUGGCAACCUUGUGGUUGUCGGGAGCACGACUGCUUGCGUCCUUGCACUUGCGUGGGCCGGAUCAUCAUUCAGCUGGCAUUCAGUUCAGGUUCUCGCCCCAUUAUGCCUCGGCUUAAUGGGUCUCAUCGCCUUUUUUGCCUACGAAGCCGUGUACGCGAAGCAUCCGAUGGUACCGUCUUUACUGUGGUCUAAUCGCACAAGUAUCAGUGGCUAUAUCCAAACCUUUGUCCUCCAGGUGACACUCCUGUGCCUCAUCUACUAUCUUCCCGUGUAUUUCCAAGCUUGCAAGCUAGCGUCACCCGUCAAAUCGGGUUUGGAUCUAUUUGGGCUCGCAUUGACCAUCGCUCCAGUCUCUAUCGUGGUUGGUCUUAGCGUCGCCAAGUUCAGAUGUUACCGACCUCAGAUUUGGGUUGGGUGGUCCAUCAUGAUCCUUUCGAUGGGCCUGCUCAGCACCGUUAAGGAGACUAGCGAUAUUUGGCUCUCCAUCGGUUACACAAUUAUCCUCGGCGCGGGAAUAGGAACGGUAUACACAACAUCGGUCUUUCCUGUCCUUGCACCAUUACCCGUCUCUGCGAACGCUCAGGCACUUUCUCUCGUGAUGUUCCUGCGCUUGUUUGGGCAGGUAUGGGGAAUCACGAUCGGCGGGGUGAUCUUACAGAACGGUCUCGCUGAUCUCCCGGCUGAAGUCGUAGCAGUGCUUCCCCCAGGUGGAGAUAUAGCAUACGGGUCUAUCGCUGUGCUACCAGUAAUGCCGCUUGUGCUGCAAGCCGAGGUACGGUCGCUCUUCGCGAGUUCAUUGAGCACACUUUGGCAGGUCAUGGCUGGACUUUCUGGGAUCGGGCUUCUGUCUUCUUUGAUGAUGAAAGCAGUACCAAUGCACACAUAUACUGACGAAAAAUGGGGUGUUGCUGAGGAUGAACAGUCUUGCAUUGAGACAACCCCUUUCGUAAUUCGCAAUUCGCAAAAAAAUGACCUGUAGUGCU